AUGGUAGCUGUCCAGAUUGGAACCUCACAAAAGAUGCCAUCAGUUGCUAUCUGGUUCUUGUGUAGUCACCUUAUCACAAUUUGUGGAUCAUUGGUGUAUUGGAGAACUGUGAGUCCAUCCCCCAAAGAUGUUUUAUUUUAUUUUAUUUUACUUUUUUCCAUCCUUAUUACAGAAACAAUAAGAGAAAAGUAUGAAAGCCUACAGGAGGAGCUGAUGCAGGUGCAGCUCAAGUACCAGAAGGAAGUGGAACGCCUGGAGAAGGAAAACAAGGAGCUCAGGAAGUCGCUAAUGCUCAGAGCAGGUGACAAAAUAGCACACAAGAAGAUUAAAAAGUCCCUCAUUGAUAUGUACAGUGAGGUGCUGGAUGAGCUCUGCGAUUAUGACAGCAGCUAUGACACGCAGGAUCACUUACCGAGAGUGGUAGUGGUUGGGGACCAGAGUUCGGGCAAGACUUCAGUGUUGGAGAUGGUGGCACAGGCAAGAAUUUUCCCCCGUGGUGCUGGGGAGAUGAUGACCCGUGCGCCAGUCAUGGUAACACUCAGUGAGGGACCAUAUCACAUUGCCUCCUUCAAGGACUCGACCAGAGAAUUUGAUCUCACCAAGGAAUCUGAACUGAGCGAACUAAGGAAGGAGGUAGAGCUCAGGAUGCUCAACAGUGUCCGAUUAGGCCGCACAGUCAGCCAUGAAGUUAUUUCAAUGACCGUAAAAGGCCCAGGAUUACAGAGGAUGGUGCUUGUUGAUCUACCAGGGAUCAUCAGUACUGUAACAACUGACAUGGCUUCAGAUACCCGUGAGGCAAUCCGCAGCAUCUCAGAACAGUACAUGUCUAACCCAAAUGCCAUCAUUCUUUGCAUUCAGGAUGGAUCAGUUGAUGCUGAACGAUCAAAUGUCACAGAUCUCGUAAGUCAGAUGGAUCCACAGGGCAAGCGAACUAUUUUUGUGUUGACCAAGGUUGACUUGGCUGAAGAAAACCUGACCAAUCCAGAUAGAAUAAGAAAGAUCCUGUCUGGGAAGCUGUUCCCAAUGAAAGCUCUUGGCUACUUUGCUGUGGUGACCGGGAAGGGAAGUAAGGAGGACUCGAUCCAAGCUAUAAAGGAUUAUGAGGAAUCCUUCUUUAGAAACUCAAGAUUAUUUAACCACAUAUUUGAAAACAUAUAUUUACCAGCUGCACAAACAGAAAAUUCUGGUACAUUUAACACUACAGCAGAUAUUAAGCUCAAGCAGUGGGCUGAUGGUAUGCUUCCCAAGAAAUGUGUUGAAGUUGGUUGGGAAACACUGGAAGAUGAGUUCAGAAAGUUCAUGGAGAGAGCCAAAAAUUCAAAGGACCAUGAUGACAUUUUUGACAGCCUGAAAGCCUGUGUUGUAGAUGAGGCAAUGAGGCGCCAUGAGUGGGAAGAUAAGGCUGCAGAUGUGUUGAGAGUAAUCCAGCUAAAUGCCCUGGAGGAUAGGUCGGUCCAUGACAAGCAACAGUGGGACGCAGCUUGCAAAUUCUUGGAGGAAUCGGUUAAAGAUAAGCUUCACACCACUGAGUCUACCCUGAGGGAGAUGGUUGGACCCAGCACCAAAGAGCAGUGGAUGUAUUGGUCAUACCCAACAGAAGAGCAGAAAAGGAGAGCAGCAGUCAAAUCAGAGCUUGAAAAUAUCCUGAAGUCUGACUAUAAACACAAAAAUACCCUUACAUAUGAUGAAGUAACCCAAGUCCGCAAGAAUGCACAAGCCCAAGGAGUUGACGUAGACAACGAAUUUAUCCGUGAAACGUGGCAUCCUGUGUACCGAAGACACUUCCUCAGACGUGCCCUAGCAAAGGCAUAUGACUGCAGGAAAGCCUUUUAUGCUUACCAUCAAGGGCUUGAGGGAGAAUUAGGGGUGGAGUGUAAUGAUGUAGUACUCUUCUGGCGGAUUCAGCAAAUGAUUAGAAUAACAGCAAACGCUCUUAGACAGCAAGUUAUGAAUCGUGAAGCACGGAGACUAGAAAAAGAAAUCAAAGAAGUUUUGGAAGAAUAUGGUUGCGACCGUGACAAGAAAGAACACUUGUUGACUGGACGUCGAGUUAUGUUAGCAGAAGAACUCAAACGAGUUAGACAGAUCCAAGAAAAACUAGAAGAGUUCAUCUAUGCACUAAAUGCAGAGAAAUAAUGCAGGAGAGAAAGAUUCCUUGACUCAAAAGAACCCAGUGAACUUAUAAAUGAAACUGUAGUGUGUUUCUAGUUGUUGGCUAUUUAUCAUAGUGUGAGGUGAAUAAACAUUCUUGAAAGAGAUCUCUUGUUCCAGGUGUCUUUCAAGUACUGUGGUGGAACAUGGAAACUACUCACUCUAGCUUCACUAUCAGAUAGUGUACUGGCUUUGUAUUUUUUUAUUGGAUGAGUUUGCUUGGUAGGGUUGUUAGUAUUCAGGUUGCUAAAAGAAGACCCAUGAGCUAACAUCAAGCUUCUUAGCUGCUGUCUGCAGACCGUUUCUCUCACACAAAACUUUGUCCUUUUAAAGUUGGCAAUGCAGUUACAGCAUUUUCUUGAAUUUGUGAACUUUCUUUGUCUGGUUAUGAAGGCAGGCUUCAGAUGGUUAUUUAAAUACAAAUGUCAGAAUAAUAUCUAGAGAAGGCUAAUAUAUUCACAUUUUAUGACAUGUAAAGCGCAUCAGUGCUCUCAACAUAUUUAAAUAGGCUGUGCUCUAUGUUCCACACAUUCUUUUGUUGGCAUUGGGAAACAAGUUAAUAAAAGGAGCCUAAGGGACUUAUUUAACCACUAAAUGGAAUAUUGAUAUCUUCGUUAUUUAAAAGAGAGUAAUUAUUGUCACAUAUUUAGAAAAAAUAUUUUAAACUCCUUUGGUGACUUUUUGUCACAUUAUAUGUAAAUGAUAUUGAUUAGACUAGUCAGACUCUGAUGCUCCUGAUAUAAGAUUAUCAUUCCCCCUUUUAAGCACGUCUGGCAUUCUUUGGGCAAGAGACUGAGUCUUUUAAGGGGUCUGUACAUAGUUUCUUGGUUAUUCAUAGAUGUGUUUUAAAUUGAGUAGUCAGACAUCCUGUGGCUUAUUGAAUUUUAAAAGUGUAUUAACAGCAACUUAUUGUUAAGGCAAAAUUUCCAUGUGCUGCUUAUGGAAGAAAUGCUGUAAUUUGAAAAUCCGAAGUUGAGAAAAAAAAAGGAAAUCUUCUGACAUAACUGAAAUUGUAAACAAAAUCAUUGUGUUAAUUCUUACUAUAAUCAUAUUUGUGACCACAUUUAAAUGAGGAUUUCCAAAAUGUAUGAAUCUGACAUUUACAUUACCUUUCCUCUGGCUGCAUUUAAAAGUAAACGCAUCUGUUGAAUAUUUGCAUAUACUGUAUGUUUUGUAAAUAAAAUUUACCAUGCUAA
Penaeus vannamei (Pacific white shrimp) is the source of this 3347-nucleotide messenger RNA. The record is from RefSeq and is a predicted model, not a curated record. NCBI's taxonomy places the organism in Eukaryota, Metazoa, Arthropoda, Malacostraca, Decapoda, Penaeidae.